AUGGUUAACCAAGCCUGGAGAUUCAUUGUUGCGAUUGUGUUUCUAACACUCUUGGAAGUAUUGCAAGGUGAAGUCUCGCUUUGGCAGAGGUGGUGGACGUACCGCGGAAUAUCGGGUCCUAACUACUGGGGACUGCUAAAUCCCAACUGGAAACUCUGUUCUGAUGGGAAACGCCAAUCUCCGAUAAAUAUAGAUCUGCAAAUGUUGCUGUUUGACCCUACGCUUUCCCUGGUUCAUAUAGGAGGUGGAAAGGUCAAUGGCGUCCUGAUGAACAACGGCAAUGAAGUAACGCUGGAGAUCAAUGACUCCGCUGUCCAGAACCUCAUCAUCACCUCGGGGCCUCUCUCUUACAAAUACUGCGUCAAGCAUAUCAAAUUCCACUUCGGCAGCAAAGGUUUCAACGGAGGAGAACACCACAUCAAUGGGCUAACAUUUCCCGCAGAGCUACAGUUAAUGGCUUACAACUGUGAACUGUACGACAACUUCACACAAGCGGAACGGUCGCCUCACGGACUGUCUGGUUUGGCUAUAUUUGUACAGAUUGGAAAAAAAGAACAUGAAGAUUUUGAUGUGAUAGCACACGCCAUGAAGAAAGUUAGGUUUAAGGGUCAACGGAAUUCGUUAGGCCGCUUAGACAUAAAAGGCAUUUUACCAAAUACAACACAGUAUAUAACAUACGAGGGUUCGCUAACACAACCCGGAUGUCACGAGACGGUUACCUGGAUCGUGUUGAACCGCCCAAUUUAUGUUUCUAAAAAGCAGAUUGACUUACUGAGAGCUCUGACAAAGGUGGCUUCGAGAAUCCACAGAUGCUCUUGGAACGAAAUAAUCGCCGUUCGACCUGUAAACCACAGAGUUAUACGGACAAAUAUAAACUUUAAUAAAGGAUGCACAAUGAAAAGUGAUAUGUUUUAUGAAGUCAAUAAGCGUUAUAAGGACUGAGUAUAUAGCUGUGUUGUUUGGGAUAUAAUUGUGAAGCCAUAGAUGUGUGCUGAAAACAACGCCAUUGAUUGAUAUCUAGGUACUGUCCGACGUCCAAAACAUUGAUUGAACUUGUCCAAGGACUAUGCAUAUUACCAAAGUAUACAGAGAGCUGAAACCUUGUUAAACAGGGUUUUUCCAUUACUGGCAGACAUGUUUGUAUACACCGCUUUCCCAAACUGUCUUCCAAAGACGAUAUUGGCAGAUUUCUCUCCAGGGUGUGUGCGGUGGUGAUGUUUGACUACUCCUUUAACUAUGCAGACAUAUCUAGCCUAUUUAUAUAAGUGUCUUACGGUGUGAAAACAGAUUGUUCCACUAGUCAAGGGAGGUAACUCGUGUGCUUUCAAGACCAAAGCGACUUUUUGGACAAAACUCAUUCACUUUUGGAGAAUUUAGACCGGCCAUGGACGAAAUGAUCCAAGAAAUAAACAUUAUUGAAUAGCGGGAAGACGACACCUCUUGCUCCAUGUGGAUUAUCGGAUAGCACAAGCAACAAUGUAAGGCUGUAUGUUUGUGUCGACGUUGGUGGAUUUCGUAGGAAUCUGUGCCCCUGAGGCAAAGACCGGGAGAUCAGAUUAAUUUUAGACCUCUCCCAAAUGUUUGCCAGCCCCCUGUGACGUGUGUGUGUGUGUGAGAUGGGGAAAAUAUUUGAGGCGGCAAAUCAGAGCGCGGUUAGUUUAUCCGACAAAAGGAUGUCUGAAACAUCUUUUUAUGAUAUCUAUCUUUCUUCCGUUUUAUUUAUGCCUGUAAGUAAUUUUAUCAAGUUGCCUUACCUAUAUACCGGUAUCUAUUUAGCUAUUGAAAAUGUGCUUUCUGUCCUGUUGGCUGAUAAAUGUACUGCUGUCUGCCAUAUUCAUCAUGAGCCUCAGUUGACCGGGUGAACCGCGGUUCACACCGGAAGUAUUCUCUUCCUACCACCAGAUGGCGCCUGUACAGAAUCCAAGUCCUUCUAAUGUUGUCUGGUGAACAGUGUCAGAUACCGUGUUUUUAACAGAUUGUUCAUCAUUUUUCUUUUACUUCAUUUAAUUUUAUCUGGAACCAUUGUGACAAAAAACAUUUAUUACAAACCAUCCGCCUAGUAUUUUAAAAGGGAAAAUAAGAGGUGAAAAUGAGUUCCAGUUGAAAGGAAUGCACCCUUUUUUGUGAAAACGACCACGAACUCUUGCUGCUGAAGGCUGCGCAGCUAC
Messenger RNA from Liolophura sinensis, 2168 nucleotides. Its product is annotated as putative carbonic anhydrase-like protein 1. The transcript is spliced from 11 exons. NCBI's taxonomy places the organism in Eukaryota, Metazoa, Mollusca, Polyplacophora, Chitonida, Chitonidae. Gene Ontology annotation, biological process: one-carbon metabolic process. Gene Ontology annotation, molecular function: carbonate dehydratase activity; zinc ion binding. The record is from RefSeq and is a predicted model, not a curated record. Bases 1 to 942 code for a protein of 313 amino acids.